UAUAAAUAUCCCCUUUUGGAGCCUUCAUUCCUCACUUCAAUCCCAACCAUUCCCCUUUCUGUGCUUCUGCUUUGCUUGCCAUUCACUUCUAAGCUCUCAUUAAUGGAGACUGUCAACAAGUUGGUUUCAGACAGGCCAGUGGUUGUGUUCAGCAAGAACACUUGCUGUAUGAGCCAUUCUAUCAAGACACUCUUGUGUGAUUUCGGAGUUAACCCGACCGUCUACGAGCUCGAUGAGCUUCCCAGAGGCAAAGAAAUUGAGCAAGCCCUCCUCUGCAUUGGCUGCAACCCCGCCGUGCCAGCCGUGUUCAUUGGUGGUGAACUCGUUGGCGGCGCUAAUGAAGUCAUGAGCCUUCACCUUAAGAGGAACUUGAUCCCAAUGCUUAGGAGGGCUGGUGCUUUAUGGGUUUAAACUUUGCUUUCCCCCACCCCGCCCCCUCUAACUAUAACUUCUGACAUACCUAAGCUCAGAGAGUUUACUUGAAAAGUCCUUAUGUAAGUCCUUUUUUGGUGACUUCAAUGUAAUCUGAUGUAAUGUAAUGUUUUGGUUUAUCUAGUAAUAAAGUUCAUGAAGUAUAAAAACUAA
Molecule: messenger RNA, 585 nt
Organism: Cucurbita maxima (winter squash)
Lineage: Eukaryota; Viridiplantae; Streptophyta; Magnoliopsida; Cucurbitales; Cucurbitaceae
Product: monothiol glutaredoxin-S2-like
Exons: 1
Coding region: 103-411 (102 amino acids)
Source: RefSeq, a predicted model, not a curated record